GCUGAGACCGCCGAGGAGCCUGAAGUUGGUUUAAACCAAAUAGAAAGCUUCAAACAUGUGCUUAAAUAGAACGGCCCGAGUUUGGAGGAAAACAUGAAUUUGAAGUGGACUGGGGACAUUACUAGGCCUUCAGGAGACCCGCGGUACUGCUUCUUCACGCAAAGACCGAUUGCGACGGCGGAAUGUAUGUUGACGGUCGUCAUUGGCAACUGAAGUGAGAAUUUUCCAUUGAAGAACUGGGACUGCCCCGGCCCCUGUGAAAACUGCCAAGUUUGGCUCACUCAAACCGUUUAAGUCCAAACUAGGCUGACGGAGCAAAGCAAAGAUGGACGUAUUCGGUGGCGCACCACGCUUCCUGGCAUACCCCAGGCCGGUGGGGGUACAGAACGGAGCCGAUGCAGUCCUAAAGUGUCAGAUUGGUGGAGAUCCCAGACCAGCAGUCAUAUGGGAGAGGAACAAUGAGAAGAUCGACCCACAAGGACGAUACCGUGUCUUUGAGGAUGGGAACAUUUACAAUCUGAUCAUAACAGCUGUUACUAUCGAGGAUAGUGGUCAGUAUAUGUGCAAAGCAAAAAACAGUAUCGGUGAAACGUAUGCAGCAGCCACACUGAAGGUUGAAGGGGAGGCACAAGAGCUGGAGUUAAGAGAGGAGAACAAACCGCGAUUCCUCAUCAAACCUCUCUCCACUCGAGCAGGCCGUGGAGAAGAUGCGGUCUUCUCCUGUAAGCUCUGGGGAAGUCCAAGACCAGACGUGACCUGGGAGAAGGACGGCAGAAAGCUCAGUGAAAUAUUUGAAAGCACUCACUUCAGUGUGAGUUACCAGGAUGGAGGAUGGUUCCAGUUAAAGAUCUUCAAGACACGUGCACCAGACGGCGGCGUGUACACAUGCAAGGCAAGAAACGAGUUUGGUGAAGCCUUGGCGGGAGCUGUGUUGCUCGUCGAUGCGGGACCCGGACGUGAGGAAGACUCAAACCGUAACGGCUACACCAACGGACACAGAAAACCUCACCAAGGAAAACAUAGGAUUAGCAGGCAGAUGCCCAACCAAAACAAAGACCAGCCGACAACCAGGUCGACAAGAGUGAAAAUGUUUGCAGUAACAGAGGGUAAACAUGCAAAAUUCCGUUGUUUUGUGACGGGAAAACCCAAACCAGAGAUCAUUUGGAAAAAAGAUGGAAGGCUGAUACUGUCUGGAAGGCGGUAUUUGUUAUAUGAGGAUCGAGAAGGAUACUUUACACUCAAGGUUCUGUACUGUAAGCAGAAGGAUAAUGGUGUCUAUGUCUGUGCUGCCUCAAAUACAGCAGGCCAAACCCUCAGCGCUGUACACCUCUCAGUAAAGGAGCCACCAGUGCGGUUCAAACAACCCCUCAUCGACCUGGAGGUAUGGGAGCAGGACUUGGCUGUUCUUGAGUGUGAAGUACCAGAAGACUCUGUCCCAAUCACAUGGUACCUGGAGGAUCGACGACUACAGCCAGGAGCUAAAUAUGGAAUGGAAGAGUGGGGAACAAAACGCAGACUCACGAUCCGUGACAUUGGAGUAGACGACGACGGGAUUUAUCUGUGUGAAAUGCCUGAUGGUGGACGAAGCAUCGCUGAGGUAGCAGUGAAAGGUCCAAUUAUGCGGAAACUUCCAAGGAAAGUUGAUGUUUUGGAAGGUGAAAAUGCUGCCUUUUGUGUUGAAGUGGAAAAAGAGGAAAUGGACAUACACUGGUACAAAGAUGGCAUAGAGCUAUGUGAAACGCAUCAGACAAUCCUAAAGUCUUUUGGUCGAACUCAUAUUCUGGUUUUCGUCAACACGAUGCCCCAAGACUCAGGAUUUGUGACCUUCUUUGUGGGAAGAUCCAAGACUUCCUCUCAGCUCAGAGUCAAGGCGGCCAAACAUUGUCCUCCGAGUUGUCCAGUGGGAGUGCAGAUUAAUACAGAGCGGGCAAAUGCAGCACUUCUUUCGUGGACUCCAGCCCAGGACUCACGCAAGAACCCUCCGUCCGGUUAUGUAUUAGAACGACAGGAAGUUGGCACGGGUUCACAGGAGUGGUUACAGUGCCUGACCACGGACUCGGCCACCUCGGUGGAAAUCCUCGGUGAUAGUGUGCCUUGCGAGGCCGAUUAUCGAUUCCGUAUUUGUAGUGUCAACAAAUAUGGAAAGAGCAACAAUGUGGAGUUCCCAAGAGCAGUGCACUUGGUUCCAGUAGCCAGGAUACAAACCCCCUUACAAGAUGCUCUGGUUCCAGAAGGACAAGAUGCAGUCUUUACCAUUGAAUUAUCUGCGUCUGUUAUCGGCUCGUGGUUUCUAAAUGGCACACAGCUUCAGGAUGAUGAGCGUUUUUCUAUGCGUCGCUCAAGAACACACCAAUCUCUUCGGAUCCAAGGGGUUCGAGACACCGAAAACGGAGCUGAAAUAACAUUUAUUGCAUACGGGAUACGAGAUUCAGCUGCACUCUAUAUUCAAGCCCCUCUCGUCAAAUUUUCACUGCUGUCUGAAAUGGAUCGAAACAAAUUUGUUGAAAUUGGGAACCCUAUCGUGCUCUAUUGCGAGGUCUCGGACCCCGCGGCUCCAGUGCACUGGUACAAGAAUGGGGUGGAAUUACAGACAACAGAUGGUCUUCACAUCCAGUCAGAGGGUAACAUGAGGAGGAUUGUCAUCCAGUCAGCAGAGUUCUCACACUCAGGAGUGUAUUGCUGCGACGCCAUUGAUGAUGUCAUAAGGUUCAAUGUGGAAGUUGAAGCCCCACCUGUAACAUUUGCUGACAUCCCAGAGGAGGAGGUUUUCAAGAGCGUGGUGGAGAACUCUCAGCUCAGCCUGUUGUGUGAAGUGUCGAAGGUCGAUGCUGUUGUCCAGUGGUACAAGGACGGAGCGAUAAUCCAGCCGAGUGGGAAAAUUACCAUCCGAUCUGAAGCAACAAAGAGGCAUCUCACAAUUGAAUCAUCCGAGCUAUCUGAUUCAGGCAUUUACACGUGCCGUGUAGGAGAUAACACUGUAAUCUUCAAGGUCAAUGUUCGAGAACCUCCAGUGAUGAUCAUAUACCCCAAGGAAGAUGUCCACCUUGACCGUCAUGUACCUGAGGAAAUUAUUCUCAGCUGUGAACUGUCUCGUCCAAACGGAGUGGUAAGCUGGUACAAAGAUGGCCAAAAGCUCCAGAAGAGUGAGAAUAUCAAACUGAAGGUUGAAGGCCCCUAUCGACGACUCAAGAUUCUUAAGAGUGGAGUUGAGGAUUCUGGAGAAUACGUCUGUGAUACAGAUGACGAUUCAAUAUUUUUUAAUCUCACUAUUACAGAACCUCCAGUGAAGAUUGUAUCUCCUAGUCAGUCCCAAAUGGAACUGUGCCAGCAGAUGUCAGAGAGGAUGGUACUGAGCUGCGAGAUCUCACGGCCAAAUGCACUGGUCCGUUGGUACAGAGAUGGUCUCGAGGUAGAGGAGAGCGACAACCUCAUACUGGAGGUAGACGGUGUCUACAGACGGCUCAUUAUCCCCAAAACCACUGUAAAAGAUUCCGCUGAAUAUGUCUGUGACACAACAGAUGACUCCAUGACAUUCUUUGUGAAUAUAGCUGAGCCUCCUGUCCGCUUCGUCCGUUCACGAAAGAUAGUAAACAGACUGGAAAAACUCAUUGGUGAAACUUUGGUUCUGGACUGUGAAGUCUCUCGACCGAAUGCUGUGGUUGUCUGGAAGAAAAAUGGAGAAGAAGUGGAAGAUUCCAAAAAUGUCACAGUCCUUGAAGACGGUCUAAUACGUCAAUUAACUGUUCAUUCACUGACUGUAGAAGAUGUGGGUACCUAUGUCUGUGAUGCCAAAGAUGAUGUGAUGGAUUUUCACGUUAAAGUGAAAGAGUUGCCCGUACAAAUCAUUGGGAAAACCAAUGCAAAAACCGAAAAGCAAUUCCUAGUUUCUGAUGACAUAAUUCUAGUGUGUGAACUGUCCAGACCAAAUGCUUCUGUCAGUUGGUACAAAGACAAUCAACCAAUUGACAACACUGAGCGUUACUGUAGCGAAGAGCAAGGUGUUUUCCGAUCAUUGGUCGUCCUAAACGCUUCGCUCGAGGAUUCGGGAGAGUACACUUGUGAUGCAGUGGAUGAUAAGAUGGUCUUCCACAUCACAGUUGCAGAUCCUCCAGUCAAGAUUGUUGGAAAUUCUGGCAACCCGGAGCAUCAUAUAUUAGUAGCGGGAGAAGAACUUAUUUUAGAGUGUGAGGUGUCUCGGGCAAAUGCCACCGUUCAGUGGCUCUGCAAUGACAAGAUACUGAAAGCAGACACCCGGAUGAAAAUUUACUGCCACGACGUCACAAGAAAACUUACUCUCUCCAGACUUCAGCCAUCAGACUCCGGAAAAUAUGUUUGUGAUGCAGCAGAUGACAAGAUGAUCACAAUUGUUGAUGUCCAGGAAGAGCCAGUCAAGUUUGUGAAUAAAAAGGCAACUAAUAAAAUCUUAGCCUAUGAAAGUGAAAGUGCAACACUUUGUGCCACUGUGAGCCAAGACAAAGAUAAUGUGCGCUGGCUGAAAGAUGGCCAAUUACUGAACAAGGAUAACGUUCACAUCUCCAGCGAGGGUUGUACCCACAAGCUCACCAUUAAUCCCCUGCAGCUGUCAGAUUCUGGAGACUAUGUCUGUGAUAUACAUACAGACGAUAUGAUUUUCAGUCUUUUUGUGAAAGAAAUGAAGGUGAAAUUCAUCCGCCCACUGGAGAAUGUUACGUCUCUGAAGGGCAGCAGCCUCACGUUACGAUGUGAGAUCAAUAAGCCAAAAGGAGACGUCCAAUGGGUGAAAGAUGGCCAAGAGAUCUUGCCAAGCCGUCGCUACAGAAUAAGGGCACAAGGUCGAGAGCGAAGUUUCAUGAUCUUUGAAGUGCUUGACGAAGACGCAGGCCAAUAUGCCUGCGAAAGCACAGAUGACAGAACUUUUGCUACUGUCACUGUUAAAACCCCUCGUGUUGUGGAGUUCAUAGCAGAACUCCGUAACAUCACAGUUCGUGAGGGGGAAGACGCCGUUUUUAAGUGUGUGGUUUCACCAGUGGACACUCAGUUGGUGUUUUGCCUGAAUGGCAAACAGGUAGCCUGGAAUGAGCGCACUGAUGUUUCCAGCAAUGGACUGUGCCACAUGCUCCGCAUCCGCAACUGCAAGGUUUCAGAUGCCGGCAUGGUGACAGCUGAUGCGGAGGGAUUGAUAUCAAAGGCUGAACUCAGAGUUCAAGAACAGCAGGUAAUGUUCACUAAGAAGAUGACAGCAGUUACAGCUGAGGAAUACGCCGAGGCGACCCUGCAGGUCGAGGUGAGCCUCGAUUCAACGGAAGUGCAAUGGAUGAGGCAAGGGGUGCUGAUCCACCCCGGGGCCAAGUACACCCUGAAAAACAAGGGCAACAAACACAGCCUCACUAUCCACAAACUGGCCAUGUCCGACCAGGGCACAUACAGCUGCGAGACCCUUCAUGACUGCACGCAAGCUCAGCUCAUGGUGGAACCUCGAAAAAUCACAAUCAAGAAAGCCCUGACGGACAUCAAAACCAUGGAGAGAGAGACGGCCUCAUUUGAGGUGGAACUGUCCCACCCCAACGUCGCCGGCACCUGGUGGAGAAAUGGAAACCAGCUUAAGAUGACAAAUCACUUUCGUAUGAGCGCCCAGGGCCGAGUCCACGGCUUGACUAUAUCCAACCUCUCGGUGGAAGACUCCGGCACCUUCAUGUUCUGUGUGGAGAAGCUGAAAACGUCAGGGAGGCUUGUUGUCAAGGAACCUCCAGUGACAAUUUUAAAAAAAUUAGAGGACCAGAAAUUCCCAGAGGGAUCAGUAGUCUCCAUCGAGUGUGAACUGUCAAGGCACAACGUGGACGUUAAAUGGAUGAAGAAUGGCAGCGAGGUGAAGCCUGGCAGAAAUGUGCGCAUUUAUUCGAUUGGCCGAAAGCGAUUUCUUCAGAUCACCAAAAGUCUUGUUAGUGAUUCGGGCAUGUAUACCUGUGAGGCCGGGGAAGUCUCAACAAGCUGCACUGUGGAGGUCUAUGAACGGGAGCUGCUGGUCGUGCAGGGACUCGAGGAUUUAAACAUCGCAGAAGAUCAGAACGCCGUAUUUGUUUGUGAAAUCUCAUUGGAAGACGUCCCAGGAGAAUGGUACAAAAACGGAGAGAUGAUUUACCCGACAAGUACCAUCAAGACCCGACAGGAAGGGACCAAAUACUUUCUCCUCAUGUGCAAUGUGUGACCAGAAGACUCUGGAGAGAUCAAAUUUGUCGCCAGACAUGUGGAGUCUGUUGCUAAACUGCACGUGAAAGAGAUUCCCCUGAGCAUCGUGAAACCUCUGCAGGAUAAAACCGCCCUGGAGAAGACCCGAGUGAUGCUGGACUGCACCGUGUCCAACCCGAGAUGCAGCAUCCGCUGGUUCAAAGGCAGUGACGUCAUUCUGCCCUCCGAACGCUUCGAGAUCAGCAGCGAGGGCUGCUAUCGAAAACUUAUCAUCCAGCAGGUGGCGAUAGAGGACCAGGGCACCUACAGCAUGCAGGUCGGAGAGAGCACGUGCUCGGCGAAACUCACAGUGGAGGUUCAGACUGUGCUGAUGGUCCAAGAACUGCGAGACGUGGAGGUCGUAGCCCCCACUGAAGCCUGCUUCGAAUGCGAGGUGUCUGCCCCCGUCCAGAAGCCGCCGAUGUGGACCCUAAAUGGGGAACCUCUGCACCCGGGGGCCCAGGUAGGCCUGGAGAAGCAGGGCCUGGUCUACAGGCUGACCCUCAAGCAAACCUCCACGAGCAUGAGCGGAGCGGUGGUGUUCACGUGUGGAAAGGCAAAAAGUGCGGCCCAUCUUCGGGUGUUGAGCGCUCCGUGAGUGACAUCGACUGUCGCCAACCUUCAGAAUUAUUUUCAUCUUGUGAAAUUACUUUUGUCCUGACUUUGUACAAGUGUUAAGUGUUAAAAAGGCCCGGAUUCAAUACCAUGUAUUUUAAUUAUUUUGGGGUUAUUUUGCGUUUGUCCUUUUUUUGUUUGUUUGUUUUUGUUUGGCUUUUUUUGUAAGUAGAUUAUCUUUUCGAAACCCAAAUUUCCAUUAGUAUGAACAAUGUUGCAUUAAGUGUGUCAUUUCAUCUUCUUCGGAAUUUAAGUAAUUCAAAAAGCACUUAGAAAUAUAUUGUAAAUAAUCGCACGUGUGAACAUGGUUAAAUUUUAUGAUUUCAAUAAAUUAAAAAUCAUGAUAAAUGUGUGUCUGAUUUAUUUGAAGCAAUAAGUUACAGUUGUAAUGCUAUUUACAGUACAUUUAAAAGAUAUGAGUUCCGGGGAUGAAGUACUAAGUGGUAACCUAUGUUUUGUAUUUAUUAAUGAGUUUUAAUUGUUACUUUUGACGCUCAUGUUGAAAAGUUUUAUCAGAAAAUGUGAUUAUUUUCCUGGGUCAAUUUGACCGCAUGACAUACUGUACUAAUAUUAGCGUAAAA
Syngnathoides biaculeatus (alligator pipefish) is the source of this 7400-nucleotide messenger RNA. RefSeq names its product obscurin-like protein 1. Lineage: Eukaryota; Metazoa; Chordata; Actinopteri; Syngnathiformes; Syngnathidae. The record is from RefSeq and is a predicted model, not a curated record. The transcript is spliced from 25 exons. Gene Ontology annotation, molecular function: protein binding.